Molecule: messenger RNA, 4461 nt
Organism: Plasmodium cynomolgi strain B
Lineage: Eukaryota; Apicomplexa; Aconoidasida; Haemosporida; Plasmodiidae
Product: DNA-dependent RNA polymerase
Exons: 2
Coding region: 1-4461 (1486 amino acids)
Biological process (GO): mitochondrial transcription
Cellular component (GO): mitochondrial DNA-directed RNA polymerase complex
Molecular function (GO): DNA binding; DNA-directed RNA polymerase activity
Source: RefSeq, a predicted model, not a curated record
AUGAAAUUAAAGGCACUCGCGUCACACUUUAUCCCCCGCUUCGCACAGUUAAGUAAAAAGAAUUCCGCCCGUUACGUAAGAAGCGCAAAUCGACAGACAGCGCAUUGUUGGGAAGGCAGGGCAUUUAUAUCCUCGAAGGUACUCAUAUCUAGGGAGGAGACCCCCCCUGCUUCGAUCGAGCCGAUUAGCGGCAAUGGCGAUAAUGUAACUUUGGGAGGUGAUUAUACAGAGUUUUUUGAAGAGCAGACGGAGCAGUCACCCCAGGGGGAUCCACAAACUCAGCACCCCCCCCGUGAGCACUCACCCCCGUUGCGGCCCGAUGGGGGGACGAAGAACCUCGAUGAACAGGUCCUGAAGGAGCUGCACAGCUUAAUAAGGUCGAUUCAAAAAUUGGACAAAAAGAAGAAGCAACUAAUUGUGAACUACAUAAAUACGUUGAAUAAAAAAUACUUAAAAAAUGUGGAAGAAGAAAUAGUGACCUUCUUUGAAAACCUUGACCAGUACAUGGCGGCGAAUGGUCUCCUCAUGUGCGACGUUGGGGGGGAAGAAGUUCUGAGUCAUAUCGAGGGGGUAGAUAUGAAUCUCGGCGAGGACUGCAUCCAGGGGUCAGGCACCGAUGUGAACAGCCGCUUCGAUGUGAGCAGCCGCUUCGAUGUGAACAGCCUCUUCGAUGUGAACUUUAUCAAAAAGGCGAAAAAAAGGUUAUACGGGGAUCACAUAUACCCCAUCGUCCAGGACACAGGGGAACGGCAAAACGGGGUGCCUAACGAACCGCCCUACGAACCGCCAAACGGGGUGCCUAACCAAUCGCCCUACGAACCGCCCAACCGACCGCCCAACCGACCGCCCAACCGACCGCCCAACCAACCGCCCAACCAACCGCCCAACCAACCGCCUAACUGUGCAACGGCGGGGAGGGACCCUCCCGAGGAGGACAUUGUGAACGUGCGCAGGCAAAUGCUGAUAGAGCGGUCCUCCUACCAGAAGGCCAUCGAGGAAGCGGAGGAGUUCGUUUCGAAUCUCCACGACUUGAAGAAGAUAACGGAAAUUAGGGGGCUCUGCAAAAUAUAUUUGAGUUGGGUGAACGAGCUGGAGCGAAGGAUUGCCAGCUACAGGCAGAGGCAGCGGCGGCGAGGCGGCGCAAGUAGCAGCGAUGAAAGGAGCACUGCUGGGACGGGCAUUACUGUUGGGACGGGCACUACUGUUGGGACGGGCACUACUGUUGGGACGGGCACUACUGUUGGGACGGGCACUACUGCUGGGAUGACCGCCACUGCUGGGACGACCACCACUGCUGGGAAGACCUCCACUGCUGGGAAGACCACCGCUUCCCCCGCGGAGACUGGCAGGGGGGGACUACCCGAACUGGUAGAGGACAAACUGCUAGCUAUCAUCACCGUGAAGUGGACCAUUCAGUACACGUUCAACCCACAUAAAAAAAAAUAUGCCAACAGUAUCAUCACGCAAUCGAAGAACUUCGAACAGGGCUACUCCUAUCAGUCACUGUUCACACAUGUCGCUAUCAAGAUCGGCCAGGAAAUCAACAACGAGCUGAAUUUUCAACAGCUGGAGAGGAAUAACCUGCUGUAUCGCUACGUGAAGAGAAACAAAGCCAACGCGUCCUUCUCGCACUUUCAGAAGUACAGGAUACUAUGCGACAUUAGGAAGAAGCUGCGAGGUGGGAGCCAAAGGAGUGAAGAAGCCAUCGCGGGAGUAGCUGGAGAGGCCCCUCCAAGGGGCACUGCACCAUCCACUACGCAGUUCAGUACACAGGCCACCGCAGAAUCUACCGCAGAAUGCACCGCGGAACCCACCGCGGAACCCACCGCAGAACCCACCGCGGAACCCACCGCAGAAUGCACCGCGGAACCCCCCGAGGAUAGCCCCCGCGACGACUUCCACCUGGUUCAGUGGAGCUCGCAGAAGAAGGCCGCAGUCGGAGGGCUGCUCCUCAAAAUGCUCAUGGAUAGCGCAAAGAUGGACGUCGAUCUGAGCGUCGCCAAGGAGGAACACCGGAAUGAGUAUAGGUAUUACCUCCUCCUGCACAGGAUGGCGAAGGAUAACGGGGAGAGUCUGCACGCGGAUUGCAAAUACGAGAAAGAGCUGAACUACGAGAAGUACUACGAGGAGGAGUCCAACUCGCUGGACUUUGUGGUCGUGGAGCGGGGCAAGGGACGGGGCGCCGAGGAGGCGCCGGAGAAGGGGAAGCGUAGGGGAAAGAAGAGAGGAAAGGGGAAGCAAGAAAGGGGCGGCGAGGGUGGUGAGCACACCGCCAACGCGGCGAACACAGCUAACGAAGCUAACGAAGCUAAUGCCGCCAACCCGGGUAAUGCUGCCAAUCCCGGUAACGCCGCCAACCCGGGUAACGAAGCUAACAGCGCUAAUGCCGCCAACCGCGCCAACCCCGGUAACGCCGCUAACCCCACAGGGGGGUCCCCGAAAAGGCGAGAAAACAGCUUUUGCAAACGGCAAAAGGAGAAGCUGAAGAACAAGCAAGUAGUUCUGUACCGAUCGAGAAGAGAUCCCAACAAGAUAGAACUCCCAGUAUUUAUCCACUCGUACAUGUGGAGGAAUGGUAAUUGGUAUGGAGUAAUACACAUGAGGGAGUGUUGUGCUAAUUAUCUUCUAAACAACGCGAUAAACUCGCAUAUCCCCCUGAACCACCUACCGAUGAUAAGCAAGCCGAAGAAGUGGACCCAUUCCGAAGGAGGAAUGAUACUGUUGAAAAAUAAUUUCAUCCGUUGUAAUGUGAAACCCUUGUUCAACAUAGAUGUAUGUAAUUUGGAGAGAAUCAAAAAUAUCGUAUCCCAAAUAGGAAAUAUUAGGUGGAAAAUAAACGAUGAGAUUUUAUAUCUUAUUGAAUAUGCUUACAUGAAUGGAAUUACAAUUGGAAAUAUCCCUCGUAAACAAAACUAUGUCCUUCCAAAUAGUCCCUUAGACAUGACAAAAAAAAAUGCUGACGAUAUUAAGAAGUAUUAUCUGUUAAGGGAAGAAAUUAGCAGACUGAAUAAAUGCCUGAUUAUGGCAAAGACUUUAAAAAAUUGUGAAGUAAUUUAUUUUCCUCAUAAUAUUGAUUUUCGAGGGAGGAUGUAUCCUUUGUCUCCUCACCUCCACCAUAUGAGUGAUGAUAUUUGUCGUAGCUUGAUUACAUUCCAUGAUAAGGAAGAAAUUGGCCCUAGGGGGUUGUUCUGGCUUAAGGUACACCUGGCGAACAACUUUGGGAAAGAUAAACUGAACUUUGAGCAACGGAUCAGUUGGGUCGAUGCCAAUUUGGGGAAUAUCAAACGGUUGAGUGAAAAUCCGUUUGAACAUAUGGAGUUUUGGAACUUGGCAGAGAAACCUUGGCAAGCUUUGUCCGUCGCGAUAGAUCUCACUAAAGCGAUGCAAUGUCCCGAUCCGUCCAAGUAUAGGAGUAACAUCCCUGUGCAGCAGGAUGGUACUUGCAAUGGCCUUCAACAUUACGCCGCCCUGGGCAGGGACUACGACGGGGGGAAGGCGGUGAAUAUCAUUCCAUCCGAUGAGCCGCAAGAUAUUUAUACCGUCGUGUUAGAAAUUGUGAGGAGUAAAAUCAGAGCCGACUUGGACGGAGCAGCCGUGACCCCCACAGGGGGGAGUAGCGGUACAAGCGGUGGCGUGAGUGCCGAUAGCAGUAGUGGUGUGAGUGGCGACAUCAGCGGUGGUGGCGCGCCCAAGUCGAGCUCCACCUACUCGCGAGGAGAUCUCGCCCAGUACUGCUUCCAAUUCGACCUGCUCAAAAGGAAAGUCGUCAAGCAAACCAUCAUGACCAUCUGCUACGGAGUCACCUCAGUAGGAGCCAAGGACCAAGUCAAAGGGAAAAUUCAAAACAUGAUCAGCAAAGUAGUGGAUAAAAAUGCCAUAAGUCAGUUGUCGCAGUAUAUAGCUAAUUACAUCUUCGAGUCAAUUAGCGAAAUUUUCAAAAGGGCAAUGAUAAUAAAGAAAUGGUUUAAUAACUUAUCCAAAGUGACGAACGAGCUGAACAUCCCCGUGACAUGGUUGUCUCCCAUAGGUCUGCCAUGCGAACAGCCAUACCGAUUAGGACAACGAAUUUUAGUUAACACUCCCCUCCAGUCAGUGAGUGUCAUUUCUUAUCAAAAUAGCUUACUACAUAAAAAUAAACAGAGACUUGGAUUUCCCCCAAAUUUUGUACAUUCCCUGGAUGCUUCUCACCUUAUGAUGACAGCGGAAAAAAUGAUCCUCGAAAAUAAUUUGAGUUUUGCUGCUGUGCAUGACUCCUACUGGGCUCACGCAUGCAAUGUAGAUUUAAUGAACCGAUUUAUUCGAGAUUCUUUUGUCACUCUGUACGAUGAACCCAUAUUACAAAACCUUUACCAGAACUAUCAGAUGCGCUUGGGAAAGCACGCCUCCAGGAUUCCAGCGCCCCCGGAACAGGGACUCCUCGACGUAUCCCUCGUUCGGCACAGUCGCUACUUUUUUAGUUGA